CCAUCGGUGACUGUCUAUCUGGAGCGUCCUGGCGCUGCGCUGGAACACAGAAAACCUCGUCACCUUCAACACUGGGGAAUUUUCUCUAUUCGUCAACAGAAUAUCUGCCUUCUCGUCCCGACAGCCUUCUGCCUUUGCAUUCGAUUGUUUUGCCCGGCGGGUGUCAUUGACUCGGUUCUCCAAACGCACAUCAGGAACAAUUACGCACGGAUCUCCAGCCAUCAGUGCCGAGAUGUCCGGAUACCAGGGCAAGAAGAACAUCCCCCGCAUCACCAGUGACCGUCUUCUAAUCAAAGGAGCGAAGAUAGUGAAUGAUGAUCAGUCUUUCCAUGCGGAUAUCUACAUGGAGGAUGGAGUCAUCAAGCAAAUUGGUGAUAACCUCAUAGUUCCUGGUGGUGUGAAGACCAUUGAUGCCCACGGCAUGAUGCUGAUACCAGGUGGCAUUGAUGUCCAUACCCGCUUUCAGAUGCCUGAUCGGGGCAUGACAGCAGCCGAUGACUUCUACCAGGGCACGCGAGCUGCUCUGGCUGGUGGCACAACGAUGAUCAUUGAUCAUGUGGUUCCCGAGCCUGGUGUUAGUCUGAUUGCCGCCUUUAACCAGUGGAGAGAGUGGGCAGAUCAUAAAUCGUGCUGUGAUUACUCACUCCAUGUGGACAUCACGGAGUGGCACAAGGGCAUGCAGGAGGAGGUCGAGGCACUGGUCAAAGAUCACGGCGUCAACUCUUUCCUAGUCUACUUGGCUUACAAGGAUGUUUUCCAGCUGACCGACUCCCAGAUGUAUGAGGUGUUCAGUGUUAUCAGGGAUCUGGGAGCCAUCGCACAGGUGCAUGCAGAGAAUGGUGACAUCAUCGCUGAGGAGCAGAAGAGAAUUUUGGGAUUGGGUAUCACUGGUCCUGAGGGACAUGUCCUGAGCCGUCCAGAGGAGGUGGAGGCUGAAGCUGCAAACCGGGCCGUAACUGUGGCCAAUCAGACCAACUGUCCCCUCUAUAUCACCAAGGUGAUGAGCAAGAGUGCUGCUGAUGUCAUCGCCCAGGCCAGGAAAAAGGGUACCGUGGUGUACGGGGAGCCCAUCUCAGCUAGUUUGGGGACGGACGGCACUCAUUACUGGAGCAAAAACUGGGCCAAAGCUGCAGCUUACGUCACAUCUCCCCCCCUCAGUCCCGACCCCACUACACCGGACUAUCUCAACUCCCUGCUCGCCUGUGGUGAUCUGCAGGUUACUGGCAGUGCCCACUGCACCUUUAACACCUCUCAGAGGGCCGUUGGCAAAGAUAAUUUCACCUUCAUCCCAGAAGGAACAAACGGCACUGAGGAGAGAAUGUCUCUCAUCUGGGACAAAUGUGUGGUGACAGGUAAGAUGGAUGAAAGCCAGUUUGUGGCUGUGACGAGCACCAACGCCGCCAAGAUCUUUAACCUGUACCCACGUAAGGGUCGCAUCGCCGUGGGCUCCGAUGCUGAUCUGGUUCUAUGGGACCCCGAUGUCACCAAGAUCAUCUCUGCAAAGAACCACCACCUGGCGGUGGAGUAUAAUAUCUUCGAGGGCAUUGAGGUACGUGGAGCUCCUGUGGUGGUGAUCAGUCAGGGGAAGAUCGUAUUGGAGGACGGGAAUCUUCACACCACUGAGGGGUCUGGACGAUACAUCACCCGCAAACCCUUCGCUGACUACGUCUACAAGAGGAUAAAGGCUCGCAGCAAGCUUGCAGAGCUGCGUGGGGUCCCUCGGGGUCUGUACGAUGGCCCAGUGUGUGAGGUAACUGUAACACCCAAGGUAAUGACCCCUGUGACUUCCGGGAAGGCUUCUCCGACUAAAACAGCUCCUCAGCCAGUUCGCAACCUGCACCAGUCGGGAUUCAGCCUGUCUGGGGCUCAAAUUGAUGACAACCUCCCUCGUCGUAACACUCAACGCAUUGUAGCGCCACCUGGUGGCCGGGCCAACAUCACCAGCCUCGGAUAAAGUCAUUUACUCAAUAGAAAACAAAAAGAUGGGGUGGGGGAUUGGGUUAGAGAAACAUGGGCUAUUCCUCUGGAACCGGUUCUGGACUGUGUCCAACAAGCACACCUCCUACCCUUCCUCAUACAUUUCUAAUCCAUUCAUCCACCCCUCCUUCCAUGCUUUUAACCCCAGGGUCCCUUUCUUUGAAUGUGGUUUACUUGGGGGAGGGGCUACAGUCUGGAUACGCCCCUCAGUGCAAGAUGAUGUCAUCAAUAUUUUAGAUUCAUUUUCCAGGAAGAGAAAUAAGUUUUAAAUGCAUUCUGUAUAUCUUCUAAAAGAUAGUUCACUUGCACAUAAGCGACCUCAAAGCUAACAUACAUGGACUAAAAGCCACUAGACUUCAAACUAAAUAUUUUUGCCACUGACCCUUGUUUUCAAUAAAGAAAAACUUGAAUCCUGAAACUUAUAUGGCUAUCCAAGUAAGCCACGUUCGAAGUACCACCCGUCAUCUGCCUCCAUAUAGUAAUGUUUUAAUAUUUGUUUUAAUACUUUUAUUUUCAUUUUGAAAAUGAACAGCACAAAACUACCACCCUUUCAAAUGUGCUGUUGCCGUUUUGAUUUGUUGUUUUUCCUUGUAGGAAGAGCCGAUGAGUUAUUUAUUGUUUCAACAAUUAUGUUACAAACCACAUUUCUUUUUUACGUUUUGCAAAAGUGUCAACUCUUACACAAAAGCCUGAUUUAUCAAAGGUUUUUUAGAACUCAAAAGUUCAGUUUCUUUGGUAUGUAUGCUAUAAUUUAGGUUUCGGGACAGUGUUUGUACUGUAAAUCCCUCAUGUUUGUCUUCCUCAUGUUCUCGUACUUCUUUAUUGUUCACUUUAUUUUUCAGUAUUAAUUGACUGCUGUUUCGAGAUAUUUUAGAGCAAAACAAAAACACCGAAGAGACUAACAUUGGUGUCUUGGCAGUUGUGUGCAGUCCUGUGGGGUUUUGUUGUGAUUUGAAUUGACUAAUAUUUACACUGUAAAUGUCAAACCGUCUGUUCCUUCUUUACCCUGCAGUUUACACAAAGGGGGUUCUCACCAGAAAGAAUACAAUACAGAGAAAAUAAAGGAAAUAUCUCUAGGCAAGAAAGACGAAGCUGCUCCUUUUCCCCUUGUCAUUUCUGUCUAAAGCAAAGAGGGUUACCAUAGCAACAGGUCUCCAUCACUUGCCGUGCUGUGUUGGGCCAUUGCCCCGGUAACCUCUUCACAACGGGUGUUUAAUUCGUACUGUGGAUCCAUGCACGGGUUCAUCCGCUUACCCCGGGACAUCACAGCAGUUCAUACGGUGUUCACCACCAUGCCAUGGAGCAGCUACUCAACAACACCCCCCUCCUGUACACCACAAAACUCACCUUCACCUUUACUGUAAGGACAUUUUGCAGGUUGCAGUGACCACGGUUAUUUCAAACCGAUUGACCGGCAUGUUUAGGAGAUUCAGUGUUGAAUUAAAUGUUAAGUGACAGUUCUUUUCUUCUCUUGCAGUUCUACUUUGUUUUUAUAAAUUGAUUGCCUGCCUUUUCACCAAGUGAUACAGUUCUUGAUCAGUGUCUGUGAGUGUUGUUAUGACAAAAGCUGAACAUUUCUCAUGGAAGAUUAUGUACAGAAUUCAUCGUCCUUCAUGUCUUUGAUGGUUACAAUAAAAUGCAGUUGUGA
Molecule: messenger RNA, 3625 nt
Organism: Xyrauchen texanus (razorback sucker)
Lineage: Eukaryota; Metazoa; Chordata; Actinopteri; Cypriniformes; Catostomidae
Gene: dpysl2a
Product: dihydropyrimidinase like 2a
Exons: 14
Coding region: 233-1954 (573 amino acids)
Cellular component (GO): cytoplasm; cytosol
Molecular function (GO): hydrolase activity, acting on carbon-nitrogen (but not peptide) bonds, in cyclic amides
Source: RefSeq, a predicted model, not a curated record